Molecule: messenger RNA, 1006 nt
Organism: Phytophthora infestans T30-4
Lineage: Eukaryota; Oomycota; Peronosporomycetes; Peronosporales; Peronosporaceae
Product: phospholipid hydroperoxide glutathione peroxidase, putative
Exons: 1
Coding region: 64-930 (288 amino acids)
Biological process (GO): response to oxidative stress
Molecular function (GO): glutathione peroxidase activity
Source: RefSeq, a predicted model, not a curated record
CCUUCAUAACCGCUCCAUUCCAGAAGUUUGCUGAAGAAGCAUCAAAGUAACCACCAGAAGACCAUGAGCACAGAGAACAAGACCGAGGGUGUUAUCCAGGCCGGUAACCUGCACCGCAAGCGUGCGGGCCUGUUCGCUAAGCUCACGGGUGGCAAGCAGCAUGUGUACGUUGAGGCCAACGACAAGCAGAAGCAUGUGACAGUCUUCGAGUCGGAGACGAACAAGGCCACACCUCUUGCCACUGUGGACGUGUCUUCAGACGCUACUGUGGAGUUUGACGCGUCCAUGACGCAUGGUAUCAAGCUGGCGAACCCAAAGAUCACGGAGAUCUUCUCGGCCGAGAGCAAAGAGAAGCAGGAGGAGUGGCUCAACUCGUUCAUCAACGCUGGUGCUCAGUACCGUGAGGUGUUCAACGUGGAAGAUACGGCCAAGAUCAAGUCGUUCUACGAGUUGAAGGACUUCGAUAUGGCUGGCAAUGAGGUGUCCAUGAGCAAAUACAAGGGCAAGGUAGUGCUGGCCGUGAACGUGUCGAGCAAAUGCGGUCUGACGCCUACGAACUACCCGGAGCUGCAGACGCUGUACGAGAAGUACAAGGAAGAAGGUCUAGAGGUGCUGGCGUUCCCGUGCAACCAAUUCGCUGGUCAGGAGCCUGGCACUCACGAGGAGAUCAUGGAGUUCGUGAAGCAGUACAAUGUGACGUUCCCGUUCUUCGAGAAGCACGACGUGAACGGCGCCACGGCUCGUCCGGUGUUCACGUACCUGAAGACGAAACUGCCUGGUUCUUUUGGUGACUUUGUGAAGUGGAACUUUACCAAGUUCCUGGUGGACCGGAAUGGACAGCCGUACAAGCGUUUCGCUCCGAAAGACCGUCCGUUGUCGUUUGAGGAGGAAAUCAAGACGCUGUUGGCGCAGAAGGCUACGGAAGAGUGAAAGAUGACAAGACAGCGUGGUGCUAUGUCUCACCUUAGCUAAUUACAAUAUGAACACGCUGCUUAUUGACUUUGAA